Messenger RNA from Triplophysa dalaica, 2426 nucleotides. RefSeq lists its product as uncharacterized. The record is from RefSeq and is a predicted model, not a curated record. The transcript has 7 exons. Lineage: Eukaryota; Metazoa; Chordata; Actinopteri; Cypriniformes; Nemacheilidae. The coding region runs from base 108 to 1742 and encodes 544 amino acids.
UUAGCGAGAAGGUAGAAGAGCAUCACCGCUUGUCUCAAACAAACAAUUCAUUAUUUAUUCAAAGAGAGGACUGUUUCGCCUUCCAUAAAAGGAACCAACACGGCACAAUGGAGGUGGAGGAUGCUCUGUCUGCCAAGUUCAGUACUCUGAUCGAAGGUCUCAUGGUGGCAACAACGGCACAAAUAGUUAAAAUGUUCAGCAAAGUCCUGACGGAAACCAGGGUGGAGAUAUGCAGGAACUGGAAAGAAAUCGACUCUUUAAAGCAGCAGCUGGAGGAGUGCGAGCUCCAGAAAACCGAGGCCAUCAUCAGAGCACAGAUGUUGUCUGAAUUGAAAAGAGAAACUGAUGAGGUGGAAGUUUCGUCUAUGGUAUCUCAGCCUGACGUACAGGACGCUUUUAGGCCACAGGCGCAGGGUUCUGAAGAAAGAACGGAGAUGGUCUCAGUGGAAAACAGAAGAGUCGGGGAGCGGUAUGCUAAAACCAGUGGACCAGUGACAGCCCAGUCAAGCAAUACAGGUGCAUCGUCUGCAGAAAUUGAGUGUAGCUGUGUAUCUAACAGCCCACCCCAGAGCCAGGAGACCCAUGGCACACAGACGGUUGUUCAUUCGGAAUUAGCUUGUCCAUCUACUAACACGUUGCAAGUAAAAGGAGAAAUUGCCUCGUCAAGCAAUCCCAAGAAUAAUACUGUUCCCAAGAGACCUUCAAGCACAGGCUUGUUAAAAGUUAACCCAAAGUCAAGGGACAUAAAACCAGCGGUGAAAAGAAGAUUAAUGAAAAAGCAUGCUAAUGACAUGGUUAACGUUGCUCGCGCUCUUCGAGACAGGCAGCACCUCACCAUGCACAGACGUUGCCUGUGUUGUACAUCGGACGAGUGCUACCUCCAGUCGAGCCCUGCCAGAGCCCACCACCAGGAGCCCACUGUGUACGUUUGCCGUAAAUGCGAGAAACGGUUUAAAACGCACAUCCUGUUUAAGAGGCACAAGUGCUCAAUGCCUCAAAUUUGUGACCGGUGUGAGCACACAUUCUUUACCAUGCAGGGGCUGUCCGCACACGGUCAGGAAGUCGAUCCUCCGUUCAUCUGCAGUCAAUGCGACCAGACAUUCGCCACCCAGUGUGCUUGGAACCUGCACAAAAGAAAACACCCCAAUGAUUCAUCUGCUCAGGACAGUAAAGAGAACGUUGUCGAUGUCAUAAAUGCACACAAGAACAUGAAAUCUCAGCUACAGGUUCGUCUUGAGAGAAUUUCCGACUCCCAGUUGGAGGCUGCUUUAUGCACGAAAAAUGAUUCUUUGCAUGACAACUCGACCAGUUGCGCCUGCAGAUCACAGGAAUCAGAGCCCGGUGUAGCAGGAACACUUUUAGAUUCAAGUGUUGAAGAGUCAACUGACAGGAGGGUAGAUGCAGUGAUGUCGACCUCCACUUGCCUAACUGAGUUAGGUGAAGAUGCACUUGGCCUACAGUCACCUGUCGCACAUGGAUUUAAUAAAGUGAAGGAUAAAGGAAGACAUAACAGUGGAAUGGAGGAGUCAGGGCUAUGUUCCUCUCCAAGAAAGCGUAAAAUAUCAGAUUGUUCUCAUGAUGCAUACAAUGGUGUGUUUCCUGUUGAAAAAAUUCUGAAAUCGAGGAAAAAUAAGGGAAAAAGUGAAGUUUGGGUCAAGUGGGUGCCGUGCUCAUUGUGUGGAGCAAAAUUUCAGAACACAUGGGAACCAGCAGAGAGCUUUCCGGACCUUUUGGAAGACUAGCGGAAGAAAAACGAAAAUGAAUUAAAAAAGUUAUAUUAUAUUGACCUUUUAUGAAAUCCUGUGUUUACACUAUAAGGAUGCACGAGUUGCUAUGCAGCUAAUUUAAUGAACGUUCUCUCCAUAUCAUUUCUGUUAUAUUAUAUUUUUUGAAACAGGUUCCAUUGCCAUUUCAAACUAAAUGACAGCUACCCUAUGUAGGUGUGUAAGGCGUUGUUACUUUAACUAAAGGGGUCUUAAGUGCCUGAGAUGAGAAACCUUUAUGUAGUUUUUCAUGUUGUUAUCGGUUAAUAAUUUAGUUUGUGAAUUUAAAUGAACUAUAUGCACCCAUUUAUAUUUUCACCUUUCUUAAUCUCACUUCAUUGUUUUAGAUGUUUGUGGUGAACCUUGCAUUACAUUUUCUCACCCAUCAAUUUAAUUUGACAGUGCUGUUGGCUAAAACGUUUGUGAUUUAUUGUCUUCAAAUGUAAAUGUUUAGUAGCAAAGCCCAGUUAAUGACUGCCUGCUCCAAACUUAAUGUGUUCACUGAUAAAUUCAGAAAUUGUUACAGCAAAAUUUUAUUAGUGUUCAAAGGUCAUGUUAAAUAUAAUGAUAUAACCAUUAGUUGACACAAUUUUUGUUGCAGGCUAAUAAAUUAAAGUGGUUUAUGUAUAAAAAUAUGCAUACAUUUCAAUAAACCGUUUUCAA